UCGGGUACAGGGCCCCAUGCCCUCGGCCCUCCGGGUGGCAGGCAGAGGCAGGGCCGCUGUGCAGUUUCACUUUUGCUAGCACACUUCCUCCUCGGCUUCCUCACUGAGCGCUGGGGCACGGACGGACGGCCAUCCACUCCUCCAAGUGGUCAGCCUAGGCCUGGCCUGAGGAGGCCUACAGGAGUUUCUCCUGAGCAUCCAGCCCCUCAGAGCUGCCAUGAGCAGGCCCCAGCCCCCAGGCCCAGGCAGGGCUGCUGUGGAGACCCUCCUGGGCGACCUCAUCAGCUACUACUGGGAAGGGGCAGGGGAGGGACUGCUCGGGGUCUGCAGGCAGGCAGCCCUUACCCACAGGGCCCAGCAGCUCCUGGAUACAGGGGCCCCUCUGGGGCUCCAUCUGUCUGAGGACAUGGGCCCUGGUCUUAGGGGCUGCCCCCGGGGAGACCCCAGCCCUGCCCAGGACAUCUACCCUGAGCUGGUACGGGCACUAGAGUUCCUGGAGCUGAUCUCUGUCAACUUGCUUCUGUUCCCCUGGAGGAAGGAAAUCAGGUCCCUGAAGACAUACACUGGGAGCUUUACCUACUGGGUGCAGCCUGUGCUUUCCAAAAAUGCACUGGACGCCAUUCUGGGCAGGCUGGGCUACACAGCCACCUCUGAGGCUGAGUUUUUGCUGGUCCAGCCCAUCAGCGAGGAGGACGCCAAGCAGAUGGUGUUUGAGAUCUUCCUGACGAGAGUUGCGUGUGAGGCCAUUGUCAGAACCUCAGGCAAGCAGGUCCGUGGGCCGAGCAUAGAGAGACUUGCCAAGCCCCUCUGCAGGCGCGGCUCAGACAGAGGGCUGGGGAAGGCCCGCAACUGGCUUAAGGGCACCCAACCAGGCCCAGGCUUAGGGGAACCGCAGCAAGGCCCCUCAGAAGGGGCAGGGUCUGAGAGGGCCCUUGCCGAGGGCACUGAAGUUCAGCAUUCUCUGCCUAUGCUUCUGAUCCCACCUGAGGCCUCAACAGCCCCCAAUGGUCCCUGCAAUGAUCCCCGAUUCCCCUUGGGCCACCAGUGCUGUGCCAGCACUCGCUCAUACAGUGAAGAGUUCAUGACCUGCUACAGUGACCUUGUCCUGCACCGGACACCCCUGUUCCCCAGGGACCUUCCCCUGAGCAGCCUACAGGGAAACCAACUCCAGGACCCAGCCCCAGCCCAGAGACCACUCUUGGAUGAGGUGGUCGCCCCCUCCGGUAGCAGUGGGGGGCAGCCCCUGGUCACUGUCCCCAACCAGCUCUGCCUGACACCAGGACCCCAAUCGCCAGAAGCUGAGCUGGAGGAGGCCACCCCUGGAACAGACGCUGUUUUUCCCAGUGCCUCCUCAGAGAUGGACAAGCUCUGUGAGCGUCUCUCCUACCUCCUUAGACCCCCAACUCUAACAGGUCAUCCAGGGGGAUUCCCUGGCCCUGGGGUUGAGGAGAAAGGACAACCAGAGCAUCACAUGGGGCCAGAGCCAGCCAGAGCCCAGACAGUAGGGGAACUGGGCUCUGGAGGUCUUCCCAGGCAUCCUCACAUAUACAAUAGCCCCCCAGCACUCAUUACAUCUCUGCAGGGGGGCUGGAGGCACCAGUGCCCGCUAGAAGACACCACCCAGGCUACGGCUCAUUGUGCUGCCUCUAGACAGUACCGGGGUGGACACCCUGACUGA
This is a messenger RNA of Trichechus manatus latirostris (Florida manatee), 1678 nucleotides long. RefSeq lists its product as uncharacterized. Bases 218 to 1678 code for a protein of 486 amino acids. The record is from RefSeq and is a predicted model, not a curated record. Gene Ontology annotation, cellular component: cytoplasm. The transcript is spliced from 2 exons. Lineage: Eukaryota; Metazoa; Chordata; Mammalia; Sirenia; Trichechidae.